This is a messenger RNA of Taeniopygia guttata (zebra finch), 1363 nucleotides long. It is a transcript of the gene IGF2, whose product is annotated as insulin like growth factor 2. Lineage: Eukaryota; Metazoa; Chordata; Aves; Passeriformes; Estrildidae. The record is from RefSeq and is marked provisional. Gene Ontology annotation, molecular function: growth factor activity; protein serine/threonine kinase activator activity; hormone activity. Gene Ontology annotation, cellular component: extracellular region. Gene Ontology annotation, biological process: positive regulation of transcription by RNA polymerase II; regulation of muscle cell differentiation; positive regulation of insulin receptor signaling pathway.
CAACCCAGAAAAAAAAAAGAAAAAGGAGAGGAAAAGAAAGCGCUCGCUCGCUCUUUCUCUAGAAUAAUAGAAUACCUGAUCGUAACAAAAUAACAUCCUUCCGACAAAAUCCAGCAGGGACUUGACAUACCAAAAAGGCAAGGCGAGGAGAACGUGCCAGGGCGCGAGGAAGGCAAGCCAAAGCCGCGAUCGCUGCCAGGGCAGGAGAGCAGCAUGUCAAGCACCGGGGCACACACGGAUGAGCGCUGCCGGCAGCCCGCCUUCCUCCCCGGCCCGCCGCCGCCGCAAGAAGUUGAGAGCAGCAGCGGCAGUGCCCAGGUGCAGAGGAUGUGCGCGGCCAGGCGGAUGCUGCUGCUGCUCCUGGCUUUCCUGGCCUACGCAAUGGACUCGGCCGCCGCCUACGGCACGGCGGAGACCCUGUGCGGCGGGGAGCUGGUGGACACGCUGCAGUUCGUCUGCGGGGACAGGGGCUUCUACUUCAGUAGACCGGUGGGACGAAAUAACCGGCGGUUCAACCGGGGGAUCGUGGAGGAGUGCUGCUUUCGGAGCUGUGACCUGGCUCUGCUGGAGACGUACUGCGCCAAAUCCGUCAAGUCGGAGCGUGACCUCUCUGCCACCUCCCUGGCGGGCCUGCCAGCACUCAGCAAGGAGAGCUUCCAGAAGCCCUCGCACGGCAAGUACUCCAAGUACGACGUGUGGCAGAAGAAGAGCUCCCAGCGGCGGCAGCGGGACGCGCCCAACAUCCUGCGGGCUCGCCGGUACCGGUGGCAGGUGGAGGGGCUGCAGGCGGCCGAGGAAGCCAAGGCGCUGCACCGUCCCCUCAUCUCCCUGCCCAGCCAGAGGCCCCCAGCGGCGCGAGCCUCCCCGGAAACGGCUGGCCCCCAGAAAUGAACCCUGACCAGCUGUCUCGAUUUUUGAUCUCCUGGGGGAGGGCGGGAGGACUGGCGAUUCCCGACCCCCGAGCCCCUCCGUCCCCAGGGCCGCUGAGCCGAGGAGCAGGGCGGCGGGGCACCCUCACGCCGCUCCGGCCCCAACCAAACAACUGACACAGCAAGGAGGGGAUGGCGGUGGCGAGUAGCACCGCUCCCACGGCAUCUUCCUUUUGGGGUGGGGGGGAGGGUUGUUUCAUUUCCCACACCUGUUUCGUUUCCCCGCGCCCCCGGUAUUUCCAAACCUGUACUUGCGAAGGGACAGUCUGGCACUUGAACUUUUUGCUGCUGGGUGCUGCGUGACAUCCCCAGUGCCAAUGCCAGAAGACAAAAGAAAGAGCAAGAGGAAAAAAGGAUAUGAAGUUAAAUCCUUUUUUUAAUCUUUUUUUUUUCUCGAGAAGCGUCCAUUCCGUGUCUUUCUUGACAAUAAAGUG